GUGGCGUGUCUCUUUUUCCGGCGCAGGCAAAGAGGAAGGCGAAGCGAGGCCUCGGAGCUCUUCAUCCGCCGCGGACUCGUUGCGAAGUUUCCCUAUUUUUCUCCCAAGAAGCCAGAGCUCCUAUUAACCUUCGCCAUGGCGAUGCAAGCGGCCAAGCGCGCCAAUAUCCGUCUGCCCCCUGAAGUAAAUCGGAUUUUGUAUAUCAGAAACUUACCGUAUAAAAUUACAGCUGAAGAAAUGUACGACAUUUUUGGAAAAUAUGGACCUAUUCGACAAAUUAGAGUAGGAAACACCCCAGAGACCAGAGGGACGGCCUAUGUUGUCUAUGAAGAUAUUUUUGAUGCCAAAAAUGCUUGUGAUCAUUUGUCAGGGUUCAACGUAUGCAACAGAUAUCUUGUAGUCUUGUACUAUAAUGCAAACAGAGCAUUCCAAAAGAUGGAUACGAAGAAGAAAGAAGAACAGCUCAAACUUCUGAAGGAAAAGUAUGGAAUAAACACAGACCCACCAAAAUGAAACUCUUAAGCUUAACGAGCAACUGGCUUUUUUGGACACUUUUUGAAAAAUCCCAUUGGUGGCUUUAGAACAACAUGAAUAUUUCCAUAUGUAUAUACCUAAUUUGCAGCAUAUUUACUUGUGAAUUUUAAUUCAUUUACCACUUGGUAAUCCCAGGUUUGAAAAGGCUUGUCACUCCUGCAUCAUCACAGCGAGCAGUACGUUGAAAAUUAAGAUUUGUCAUAGUGUUUGAUUGCUGUUUAAAUUUUCCAGAGGCUUAUAAAAAAGCUUUGUACAUCCUUGAUUAUAUUUCUUUAACCAUUAUAUUCAAGAGAACAUGUAAAAUACAUUGGUGUUAAUAUUAUGUUUUGAUUUGUGUCUAUAAUUGUAUUUUUAUCUUUUCCAAAUGGUGUGAUGUGGGGACCUGAUAGAACUCUGCAGUGACCCAGUUGCUGUCUUCCGCUCCCAUUCUAAUGAUGUUACAUCCAUAACACAAGGGAAAUCACAAGCUCCAAAGCUCUUCACAUUAAAGCUCUUUUUUAAAAUGUGGGAA
Molecule: messenger RNA, 1045 nt
Organism: Anolis sagrei ordinatus
Lineage: Eukaryota; Metazoa; Chordata; Lepidosauria; Squamata; Anolidae
Gene: SF3B6
Product: splicing factor 3b subunit 6
Cellular component (GO): cytoplasm; nucleus
Molecular function (GO): mRNA binding
Source: RefSeq, a predicted model, not a curated record